Messenger RNA from Pararge aegeria (speckled wood butterfly), 3089 nucleotides. Its product is annotated as lamin-C. Bases 119 to 1969 code for a protein of 616 amino acids. NCBI's taxonomy places the organism in Eukaryota, Metazoa, Arthropoda, Insecta, Lepidoptera, Nymphalidae. The record is from RefSeq and is a predicted model, not a curated record. The transcript has 10 exons.
UACCUUAGCUUGGGUUUACAAAGUUGGAAAAUUGUUCGGCGCUUGCAUUUGAUAGUUGGCGUGUGUUAAAAACAAAUCGUGUUAUUAUUAACUAUUGUGACUGAAAAACCGUUCAAAAAUGUCGUCUAAGUCAAAAAAGAGUGUGUCAUCAUCCACUCAUGUAAGUGUUGUGUCGUCAGUGCAAAGCCCGCCGCAAUCAAGCACUCCUGUUGGUAGCCGCCCUUCCAGUUCAGCCGGCCGGCCAAGCAGCCCGUUAAGCCCUACAAGGCAUACCCGCCUCCAGGAAAAAGAUGCAUUACAAAAUCUCAAUGAUCGUCUGGCGGCCUAUAUUGAUAAGGUUCGACAACUGGAGAGUGAGAACUCCGGCUUGCGUCGGGAGAUUCAAACAACACAGGAGGUCAUCACCCGCGAGGUUUCCAGCAUAAAGGGCAUGUACGAGCAUGAGCUACAAGAUGCCAGGAAGCUUUUAGACGACACUUCCAGGGAGAAAGCCAAAUUGGAAAUCGACUUGAAGAGGUUAUACGAAGAAAAUGACGACCUUAAAAAACGUUUGGACAAGAAGACGAAGGAUUGGCAGCAGGCUGACAGCAUGGCGCGUCACUAUGAGACCCGCUUUACAGAGGAGAGUAACAAAUACAACACUGCCCUUGCUGACAAGAAGAAGGCUCAAGAUGAGGCCAAGGAACUCGCGAAAGAACUGGAGAAACUGCGCAAGGUGUACGCAGACACUCGCAAGACCCUUGAGGAGGAGAUGUUGUGCCGCAUUGAUAUGGAGAACACCGUGCAGAGCUUGCGCGAGGAGCUCUCCUUCAAGGACCAGGUGUUCCAACAGGAGCUGCAGGAGACGCGCACCAGGAGACAGGUGGAGAUCUCCGAGAUUGAUGGACGUCUGGCUCAGCAAUACGAGGCCAAACUUCAGCAAAGCCUGCAGGAGCUGCGAGAACAACAGGAGGCCAAUAUUAAGGCGAAUCGCGACGAAAUCGAAGCUCUGUAUGAAAAUAAGAUGAAGAACCUACAGUCUGCCGCAAACCGCAACAACAGCGCGGCUACGGUUGCAGUGGAGGAGCUACGCACGAUGCGCACGCGCAUCGACUCGCUCAACGCCACUCUCAAUGACCUGGAGAACAAGAACGCAGCGCUCAGUAACCGCUGUCGCGAAUUGGAGCGCCAGUUGGAGUCGGAGCGCGCCCGCCACGCGGAGGACUUGGCGUCCCUGGAGCAGGAGUUGGCGCGAUUGCGCGACGAGAUGGCGGCGCAACUGCGCGAAUACGCCACGCUGAUGGACAUCAAGAUCUCGCUCGACCACGAGAUAGCCACGUACCGCGCGCUGCUCGAAGGCGAGGAGGACAGAUUGAACCUGACAUCCCAGUCCCCUGGUCGCGAGUCCCGCGGCUCAAUGAGCGCUUCCGCGAGCGCCAGCGGUGGUCGCAUAACUCCAGGCCGUCGCGCCACUCCGCUUAGAGCCGCCCGCAAACGUACACUCUUAGACGAGAGCGAGGAGCGUAGCUUGCAGGAUUUUAGCGUGACAUCCAGCGCUAAAGGAGACUUGGAAGUCGCUGAGGCGUGUCCCGAUGGCAGCUUCGUCAAGAUCAGGAACAAGGGGAAGAAGGAGCAAAGCCUUGGUGGCUACCAGAUCAUUCGCAAGGCUGGUGAUCAGGAAACAUUGUUCAAGUUCCACCGCACUGUGAAACUCGAGCCGGGAGCGAUCGCAACUGUUUGGUCAGCCGACGUCGGAGCGGACCACGAUCCACCACGCGACAUCGUCAUGAAGGGACAGAAGUGGUUCGUGGCUGACAACUUCACCACUGCGCUGCUGAAUAAUGACUUGGAGGAGGUGGCGGUUUCGGAAAGGCAGCGGCGCCAGAUUAGCACAAGCGCACAAAGACACCGCGAGAUGGCGCACAAAUUCCCUCGCCGUGAACAGAUUGGAGAGAUUCGCGAAGGUGAUGAAAAUUGCCGCAUAAUGUAACGUAUGCCGGACAAUGCGCCGCGUAGUUGCUGGUGCAAUUUUUUUAAUUACAUGGUGCCUCACCACUCCUUAGGUUUCAAUUUCGCCCUAUGGGCUAUCUCCUACCAUAUUUACUUAAAACAAGUAUUAUCCCCGGCUCGAUGGCUGACGUGACUCCAUAGAGGGGUAAGAUUGACGAUGUUUGAUGAAAACGCUACUUAUUCAAGACGUGCCUACGCAUUCUUGCCCAUCUAUUGUGACAUUGCGGUGCCUUAAAGUUUAAAAAAGACGUUGUGUAUUCGACUUUAAAUUUUACAUCAUAUUUUGUAAAAUGUUAUCUAGUAAAUCACAAAUUAUUAACUUCACUGCCCUAAAUGGCAUCUCCUUCGUUAAAGUCAAGAUUUAGUGAACAAAGUACAAACAUUAAUCGUUCACUGUCAUUAUUGGUAAGCAUAGAUUAUAAUUAAUACGUACGUAACAUCCCCACCCAUUAAUUUGCAUUAGAUGGAUAAAUAUUUGAGUCAUUAAUAAAAACAAACACGUUUCUUAACACCACAUCAGUAGAUUAAAUCUACACAAUUCUCUAUUUUCGUAGUAAUUAUGGACUAGUAAUAUAGUUUGGUUAGAUUUAAGACAGAAUUGACGUAUCACACCCAUUGUCAAUUUACGCUGGCCGCAUAUGGAUAUUGUAUGAGAAACCAGUCUCCUUAAAGCAGUACUUUAAAUAACUUUCAUACCGAUUUUCCUUCUGAACAGUAGCACAAGCAAACCUUUUUCCUUCAAGCUACAAGAUAUUGCAAAAUUACUAAGCGCUUAAGCGACUAAAUAGUUCAAGCGAUAAUAACCAAUGUGCGAUCAGCUUUAGAUUAGGUGGCGUUUGUCAUAAUAUUAUUAAAUGCUAUUUUUAUAUUAACACAGUUAAAUGCAGGUGCAAGUCUCAAAUGCUAAGAUUUUUCACAAUAAAUAAUCAUAAGAUGUAUUAAGAGCAUUUAUGAUAUAAAUAUGACGCGUAUGGGUUGUCAUUAUUUUUCUUUAAUCUAAUAUAUUUAUAUCAUAACGAUUAUGGAAUUAUAAGAUUAUAUUAGGAUAAAUCGAUUUUCACAUGGUUAUUUUCUAUUAUUAAAAAGAGGACAGAAUCUGA